Messenger RNA from Aspergillus clavatus NRRL 1, 1506 nucleotides. RefSeq names its product class I SAM-dependent methyltransferase. The transcript has 4 exons. The record is from RefSeq and is a predicted model, not a curated record. Bases 1 to 1506 code for a protein of 501 amino acids. Gene Ontology annotation, molecular function: protein-arginine omega-N symmetric methyltransferase activity. Gene Ontology annotation, biological process: mitochondrial respiratory chain complex I assembly. Lineage: Eukaryota; Fungi; Ascomycota; Eurotiomycetes; Eurotiales; Aspergillaceae. Gene Ontology annotation, cellular component: mitochondrion.
AUGAACAAUGCGCGGCGUGCCUGGACAAGACAUGUCCGAGCAUGUCAGCCCAGGAAUCUUCGUUUAGGAUCGCACAGAUGCUCCUCCACAUUUGACCAGCGACAGUGGUCGACGCCACUGGCAAAGACACUAGCAAACGCGAUCAAGAUCACAGGCCCGAUCCCCAUUUCGGCGUUUAUGCGCCAAGUUCUCACCUCUCCGGAAGGCGGCUACUACACGACUCGACCAGAAGGCGGCGGCGAGGUUUUCGGGAAGAAGGGCGACUUCGUGACGUCCCCUGAGAUUUCACAAGUGUUUGGGGAGCUGGUGGCGGUAUGGACGAUUACCGAAUGGAUGGCGCAGGGGCGCAAACGUAGCGGGGUACAGCUAAUUGAAGUUGGGCCGGGGAAGGGGACGUUGAUGGACGAUAUGCUGCGGACGUUUCAGAAUUUCAAGAGCUUCUCUUCGAGCAUUGAGGCCAUAUACCUUGUGGAAGCGAGCCCGACGUUGAGGGAGGUUCAGAAACAGCGCCUUUGCGGGGAUGCACCAAUGGAGGAGACGGACAUUGGUCACCGGAGCACGAGCAAGUACUUCAAUGUCCCAGUGAUCUGGGUGGAAGAUAUUCGACUUCUACCUCAUGAAGAGGGAACGACGCCGUUUAUCUUCGCUCACGAGUUUUUCGACGCAUUACCUAUACACGCUUUCGAGUCUGUUCCCCCAGCACCCGAAUCCCAGACCGAGCAGAGCGAGAUCAUGACUCCCACCGGCCCCGCAAAGCUACACCAGCCGAUGAAACCCGCCAACACUCCUCAGUGGCGUGAAAUCAUGGUGACACUGAACCCGGAAGCGGUGGAGGAGAACAAAGAAGGCGAGCCGGAGUUCAAAUUGACACUAGCCAAAGCAUCAACACCAUCCUCCUUGGUGAUCCCAGAGAUAUCGGAGCGUUAUCGAAAGCUCAAGUCCCAGCCCGGGUCGACUAUCGAGAUCAGCCCGGAAAGCCGCGUCUAUGCAUCGGACUUUGCCCGUCGCAUUGGAGGUUCGUCGCAGCCGCCGCGGACUGUCAACCGCCAGGAUGCUGGCCCGGUACAGCCUAAGCGGGUCCCAUCUGGCGCGGCGCUGAUCAUGGAUUAUGGAACGAUGUCGACGAUUCCUGUCAAUUCGCUCCGCGGGAUCCAGAAUCACCGAAACGUGCCAGCGCUUUCAUCGCCCGGUCAGGUCGACGUGAGCGCCGAUGUGGAUUUCAUUGCACUGGCAGAAGCGGCCAUUGACGCCAGCGAGGGCGUGGAGGUCCACGGACCGGUGGAGCAGGGAGAUUUCUUGCAAGUCAUGGGCAUUGCCGAGCGUAUGCAGCAGCUGCUCAAGGGAAUCAAGGAUGAGGAGAAGCGCAAGACUCUGGAGAGCGGCUGGAAGAGGCUGGUUGAGAGGGGAGGCGGCGGCAUGGGUAAGAUCUACAAGUUCAUGGCCAUCAUUCCAGAGAACGGUGGCCAGAGGAGACCAGUCGGGUUUGGUGGAACUGUGCAGAUGUAG